GGUGCUAUCAGGAGAUAGCAGCCGCGCUCCGCUCGCCCCGCGCGCUCCAGAUAGAGCAGAUAAACAGCGACAGGCGCGCGGCUCCGCACGUCAGACCCGCACGAGAGGCGCGCGCAGGAGUCGCGCGCAGGAGCCGCGCAUCCAGACAUCCUCCCGCACGGAGAAUUACGGCUCGGCGUGGAUUAGUGUCCCGGCGGAGAAGAGCGCGGUUUUUGGCGGACGAGGGAGGACAGCUUCAUUGAUUGAGACCAGCCUUUGAGUCAGGAACUCCAGCUGGACUGAAAUGACUCCUUUGACUCUCUGAGAGAUCCAUUUCUCUGAACAUCUUGAAGGAAACGGCUUUUUGCAUCCUCCAAGAUGAUGCCAAAGCGGCACACCCUGACUUCUCCAGGCAGCGUGAGCUCCUCCCGGGGCCCAAGUGUCCCCGGUUCCCCUGCAGUCGCCAUUGUGGCUAAAAUGGACAAUCAGGUCAUCGGGUACAAGGAUCUGGCUGCCAUUCCCAAAGACAAAGCCAUAUUGGAUAUUGAACGGCCAGACCUGAUGAUCUACGAACCCCACUUCAGCUACUGCUCUCUGGACAGAUCAGAGAGAUCCAUGUCUCCUCGCUCAAUCUCGCCCCCACCUUCGCCUGAGCAGACCUUUAUGAGCAAGGAGCCCAGGGAGUGGCUGGAGCAGAAGUCCCCAGGAGGGUCCACGCCCACCCCAGUGGUCCCAAUCCGCAGGGUCAGCAGCGCCAUGGGACCCUUGCAGCACUUUCACAGGCCACACAAUGGCACGAACAUCUACAAGAAGCCCCCGAUUUACAAACAAGAUGCGUCGGCGUCAGUCCCGCAGAGUAAACACAUAGAGGAUCUCAUCAUUGAGUCGUCCAAAUUCCCUGCCGCACAACCUCCUGACCCCAGUCAGCCCUCCAAAAUUGAAACGGACUACUGGCCCUGCCCUCCGUCUCUGGCCGUCAUGGAGUCCGAGUGGAGGAAGAAGGCCGCCUCUCAGAAGAAGGCUGAGGACGAUGAGGAGUACGACGAUGGCGAUCUGACGGAGGACCUGUGGAGACUGAAGCAGAUGCAGAAGCAGGAGCUCAACAAGAUCCCGUCCAACCUGGGGAAGCUGAUCCUGAAGGAAGAGAUAGAGAAGUCCUUUCCCAUGCGCCGAAAAACCAGGUCCCUGCCUGACAGAACCCCCAUGCAGCUCGGGUCAACAUCCAACUCAUCCAAGUCCACCUCCCUGCCGUCGUGCAACAGGAGUGGCCUCGCUCGGCUCCAGUCGGCUGAGUUUGCGUCACACGACAGUGACAAGGGACGACCAGGUUUCCAGAAUGGAGAGGCUGAGAGGGGGAGAAUGGACAGAGGAAACUCACUGCCCAGUAUGUUGGAAAAGAAGAUCUACCCCUAUGAAAUGCUCAUUGUGACCAACAGAGGCAGAAAUAAGCUCCCCCCCGGGGUUGACCGAACAAGACUUGAGCAUCAUCUGGCCCCUGAUGAGUUCCAGCGCUUGUUCAACAUGUCCAUUGAAGACUUUGACAGGCUCUCCCUCUGGAAACGGAAUGAGUUAAAGAAGAAGGUGUCGCUCUUUUAGCGGGACAGUGCCUACCACUGAUCACAAGCCACUGCACUCCUUGGGAAAAGAGGCAAAUUUAUCACAUUCAGGCGACAAUGACAAUGACAGCAAGAAAAAAAAUAAAACAAAAUCUAGGGAAUGGACUGAGAAAUCAUUUGGUAGAACAUCCAUGCUCUGUCAGAUCUUUAAAAAAGUCUCAUUCCAGAUUUAUAUUCUUCUAGAGAUCACUAUCUUAUCAAAGUGCAGUGCUGCUGUACGUAUUUUCUCUCUUUCUCGUAUUCCUGCGGCAAAGGAGGAGCACUGGGACUUGGCGAAGGCCUUUACAAUGCAGAAGGAUUUGUGUUCUUCUCUGCAGUGUCAUCCUGAGAGGCAGCAGGCAGAUAAUGUCUCAGAGCUCAGGCUGACUUCUUCUCGCCCUAAGGGGAAGUGUCUAAAAGAGCAAAGUACUUACUGAGGUCAGUAAUAUGAGCCAUGCUGCUCUCUCCUGGUCCACACUUGGUAUCACAAGAGCACUGCCACAGAGUACAGCAAGGAAAACAACUGACUUCACCAUCAAAAUAUUUAGCCAAGCAACUUUACGUUGCUGGUGGAUCAGCUAAUGUGAGGUACAAUUUUUCUGAGAUUGAAUUACCAGCAGAGAUGAUGGGUUUGUUGUUUUUACUUGACCCAUUGAAGUAUAUUGAAGUCUUAACUAUAUUCAUAUCUAGAACAUUGUUCUCCAGUUCUAUUAUUGUCAUGUUCUUUUUUCCAACAUUUCCAUGCAAGGAGGAGGAUUGAUAACUGAUACAGUGUCUUCUAUUUCAGAAAAUACAUGUUGAAAGUUCUGUUAUUGUUAUUAUUAUUAUAUAAAAUUCAGAAAUCUGCACCCAUUCAGCAUCCUCAGCAGAUUCAUAUCCACAUUUUAAACCUCCUCUUAUCUUAAGAUUACAGCAAAUCAUACAUCCUCAAUAUUGUUUCACGCAGAAAUCCUGGUCAUCAACCCCCCACCCCAAUGUACACACCCACCUUUGCUUUCCUUCUCUGUCUUCCUACUAUACUUCAUUCGUGUGUCUGUUGGCACGUUUUCACCAUGAUUUUGUUAACAAAGGUAUUUAUUCAGUUACAUGACCUUAGAAAAUGGUCACUUGUCUUUACAGCCCUGGCCAUUGCUCCGCUCGCAUUGGUCAGUAAAUUGCUCAUUCACUGCUUUAUGUCCGGGUUGACUCUGAAGUAUUUGGUGCAUAUUAGUUAUUUCUCUGCUAUAGUUGCACAACAAGAAAAAUCCUGCGCAAUGUCUGUUUGUUUUUGACAGAGUGCAUUAUUUUUUAAGUAGAUCAUAGCAUGAAUUUCCAAUAAAGAAAAUGCCUCAUUUAAAAGCGAUGUAUUGUUAAUAGUAGGAGAACAAGGCUUCUUCACAAUUUGCGGCUGGGGCAAAAGGUGGUUAGAAGGGCUAUUAACACCUGGUGGGACAGAUCAGCUAGGUGUCAAGGUAUGAUGGAGCACUUUGGGUAGGAGAGCUGUGCAUCCACACACUCCCUCCCCUUACAGAGAGCCUUGAGAGGCCACCACUGCUGUGUGCUCCUCCUACUCAGGCUGUAAAUGCACAUUGUAUCAGGUUGUUCACACUGGGAUGGGGAGCAAAGUGCGACCAAGCUGGAGGUACUGCGGUGGGGGACGUGUGCGCAGCCCCCCCCAGCUCCACAUUGUCUCGUAGUCCCCAUGUCCCGAUCGCAAGGUCCAAGACCUGGACAGGAGGCAGAAAGGGAAACUGUUCUUGGAGACACAGCGUAUGGUAGACGCAGCGAGAGGAUGGGAAUCCGCACCCUGUGAGUCCAACUCACGAUGGGGCAUGUGAGAGGCGUCGUACACAUCGGGCACCCUGGAAGGAACAUGAGCACUCUAUGCACAUCUUAACUUGUGAUUGCUUUGUAGAUUUCCAUUUUCCCCAUCCAUCGUGGCAGUUGUGGACUGCGCUGGGCGUACAAGCUGCUUGCUUUCAAGGCUUCCGAGUUGCUCCACCAAUCCCUGGAGAGAGUGUGUCGUGGGCGACCGCUCCACACCCAAGUAUCACACACUGCCUCCUCAUUCAAGUGCAGUUCCAUAGUUCUGGUGCUCACCUGUUCAUUCCUCACCUGGCCGCACGCCUGGUGACGCAUUAUGGCUUUCGCUCCUUUCGUCAGGACAUCAGGAUGUUGAAGAUCUCCACAGCCUGGUGCCCAGUCAUGAUUUGCAGCUUCACGAUCAA
This is a messenger RNA of Scleropages formosus (Asian bonytongue), 3781 nucleotides long. RefSeq names its product dematin-like. Bases 358 to 1575 code for a protein of 405 amino acids. Gene Ontology annotation, biological process: lamellipodium assembly; actin filament bundle assembly; cytoskeleton organization. Gene Ontology annotation, molecular function: actin filament binding. The transcript has 16 exons. Gene Ontology annotation, cellular component: actin cytoskeleton; plasma membrane. The record is from RefSeq and is a predicted model, not a curated record. NCBI's taxonomy places the organism in Eukaryota, Metazoa, Chordata, Actinopteri, Osteoglossiformes, Osteoglossidae.